AUGGCAGAGUCCCCAAGCCAACAUGACGAGGACUCGCCUUCUGAACAGGCAGCCUUUACGCCUUCUGACACCGGUGCGGAUGGCCCCCCCGAGUCCUCCUCCUCCUCCGCCGGCGCCAGCUCGGAUGCCACCUCCAAGAAGAGGAAGAAGUCGUCGGCUGAGACGGAUAGGCCCUCCAAGCCCGUCAAGAAGCGGGCGCCGCAGGCCUGCCAAGAGUGUAGGAGCCGCAAGGUUCGCUGUGACUACAAGGAGAAGGACGGAUACGUGACCAAUUAUCCUUGUGGGAAUUGUCGCCAUGCCAUGGUGCAGUGCAUUAUUCCUCCCAGUAAGAGAAAGAGGCGCCAGACUCAAUCUCUGCUCUCCAAGCCCUCUAUCCUACCAAACCCAACACCUACAAUCUCCAUCGAAACUGGUCUGGUGGCGGGUGACGAUGCUUUACAGCGAGCGCGUGACUCGUUCUCGGAGAUGAGCGGUCAGGGUGCACAAGCAGCAGUACAGCCUUGUCGGACGUACGCCGGUGGAUCAGCAGUAACACAACUCCCUUGGGGCCCGACCGAAGAAUCCCAGGCAUGGCUUGCGCUUGUGCCGCCGCACGUGAGGCUGCCGGCCGCAGGGAAGAUCACACGUGAAGGCCUGCAGCAUCUGCACCAGAUGGGCGCUCUGGAGCUGCCUGAUGUGACACUCGAGAGACAGUUGUUGCUGGCAUACAUUGAACAUGUUCACCCUGACUUUCCUGUGCUGGAGCUUCACAAUUUCAUCCGGCGAGUCAGCGAUCGGAAUGGACGGCAUGGACAGCUCAGCCUCCUCCUCUACCAAUGCGUCAUGUUUGCCGCAUCGGCUUUCGUCGAGUCUGCACACGUGACGGCGGCUGGCUUCAAGAAUCGCAGGGCACUAAGGCGCUCCAUCUUCCAGGCAGCAAAGCUGCUUCAUGAUUUUGACUACGAAAACGACAAAUUUGUCCUCGCUCAGUCGUCGCUGCUGCUGUCCUUUUGGUACGACGCCCCAGAUGACGCCAAAGAGACGUGGUAUUGGUCUGGCAUCGCCAUCUCGCAGGCCCAGGCCCUCGGGCUGCACCGGACAAACGUGAGCAACAACAUCGACCCAGUGAGGAGGAGGCAUCGCAGGAGGAUAUGGUGGUCCUGCGUCAUGCGAGACCGGCAGAUCGGCCUGGGGAUGUCCCGGCUCAUCAGGAUCAAGGAUGAGGACUUUGACCUCCCCAUGCUGGAAGAGAACGACUUCGAGAUCGAGGUCCUGGCAGACAACCUGUUGGUCUCCCGGGAGGACUGCCCCGUCCUCUUUGACGUCGGGAUGCAGCAGGAGCUGGCCGAGAUGUGUGUGGAGAAGGCCAAGCUGUACGUGCUGGUCGGGCGUGUGCUGAGGGCCGCCCAGUCAUUCCAGGAUGCCACGAGCACCCGCACGAGCUCGACGCCGGCGACCAUCGUCGACAACCUGCAGACCCUUGACAAGGUCCACCGCGAGCUCGCCGCAUGGGCCGCGGCGCUCCCACCGACGUGCCAGUAUCGGACGUUAGAGCGCUGGGAUGUCGAACACGGCCGCACACCGGUCGCGAUGCAGCGCAGUCUCUUGCAGAUGCUCUACCAGACCACAGUCGGGAAGAUCUACCACCCCUUGAUCCGCCCCCUCCGCAUCCAAGAGUCGAGGCUGGACCCAGCUGCCGAACAGCACAUCUCCCUAGUGGCUCGCCAGAAGUGCAAGGGCGUUGCGGCCGAGAUCACUCGUGUGGCCGGGGAGAUGCACGCGCUAGAGCUGGACAGGUAUUUCCCAACGACAGGAGUGACAGUGAUCAUGCCGGCCAUGCUGGUCCACCUACAGGACGUCAGUGACCCUGUCAAGGCAACACGCGAGGAGGCGCAGAGGGGCUUCGACACGUGCAUGAAAGUACUGCAGACGCUUCGUGAGACGUAUGCGGCGGCCGAGUACGCAGCCAUCUUCAUGGACAACGUCAUCAGGAACAAGCCUGGCUCGCCGUUGAUGGGUGGCCUCGAAGCGAUGCAGAUGCCCAUGGGGACGUUGGGCCCGCAGACACUGGCACAAGAGAUGGCACAACAGGUGACGGCGAACUCAUGGCCUGUGGACAUGAUGUCGCACGAGCACAGCUCGGAUGCAUCGGACUCGAUGUCGCCCGGGACGUCCACCCACACCCAUGACGCGGGCCACCAUCAAGAGGAAGAUAUGUCCGGGGCAGCGUUUGGCAUCGUGCCAGGCGACAUCUCUGCAGAGGGGCUUAAUUUUCCGCGGCUGGAUGAUGGGUGGCAGAACUGGCUCAACUUGCCCCCCGAGCUGGAGCUGAAUGAGCACGACAGCGCUGGCUGGGUUGCCGUCUCGGAGCAUAUAGAACCUGGGUCCUUGGAGCCCCACGGAGCGGAGGUUUUCUCAUGA
This is a messenger RNA of Cryphonectria parasitica EP155, 2400 nucleotides long. RefSeq lists its product as uncharacterized. Gene Ontology annotation, biological process: DNA-templated transcription; regulation of DNA-templated transcription. The coding region runs from base 1 to 2400 and encodes 799 amino acids. Gene Ontology annotation, molecular function: DNA binding; DNA-binding transcription factor activity, RNA polymerase II-specific; zinc ion binding. The record is from RefSeq and is a predicted model, not a curated record. The transcript has 4 exons. NCBI's taxonomy places the organism in Eukaryota, Fungi, Ascomycota, Sordariomycetes, Diaporthales, Cryphonectriaceae.